Messenger RNA from Naegleria gruberi, 1227 nucleotides. RefSeq lists its product as uncharacterized. The record is from RefSeq and is a predicted model, not a curated record. Gene Ontology annotation, molecular function: oxidoreductase activity, acting on the CH-OH group of donors, NAD or NADP as acceptor. Lineage: Eukaryota; Heterolobosea; Eutetramitea; Acrasida; Naegleriidae. The transcript is spliced from 3 exons. Bases 1 to 1227 code for a protein of 408 amino acids.
AUGAGCACUCAACCAACAUCAACAUUACUUUCACCAAGUCUUUCAAAUGAUAACCUCCUUCUCGAACCAUCUGAAACCUUGUGUGUAGUGACAGGAAUCAAUGGUUUCAUUGCAAGACAUUUGGCUUUCCAAUUGUUAUGUAAGGGAUAUCGUGUUGUUGGUACUAUUCGACCACCUCCCAAUGAAGAAUCAUUCCCAAGCACUGAUGCCUACAUUCUCUCCAAACUUCCCUACAUUAAUCAUUGGUUACAAAUCUUUGAAAAUCAACUCUCCAUUCAAGUAAUUGACUUUACUCAGGAUGAAAAUGCCAAGACACUUGAGAAAAUCUUUGAAGGUGCCUAUUGUGUCUUUCACACUGCAAGUCCUGUCUUUUUCAACUCAGAACCACCAUCUGAGGAGGAGGCAGAGGAAAUGUACUACAAACCAGCAGUGAAUGGAACAAGAUUGGUAUUGGAGGCUUGUGAAACAAGUAAAGUCACUCGAGUUGUAUUAACCAGUAGUACUGCAACAUUGUUCAAUCCUUACAAUCCUCCAAGAAGUGGCAUUGUAUCAGAAUGUGAUUGGAAUCAAUCUAGUAAACUAACAGAUGCAAUGGGUGCCUACAGAAUUUCAAAAGUCAAAGCUGAAAGAUUUGCCUGGGAAUUUUGUAGAUAUUUAACUUCUUCACACAAGAUUCAAUUGGUAACUGUUCUACCAACCUUUGUAAUUGGACCUCCAUUCCCCAACAAGAAAUCUGUUCUAACUUCUUCCAUUCUUGAAAUUUAUAAGAUUCUCCUUCAAAAUGAAGAUACCUCCAUUGUAUUCAACUCUGAUAAUGUUGGAAUUGUUGAUGUAAGAGAUGUUGCCAAUUGUCACAUUCUAGCAAUGGAAAAAAGACAAGCCAAAGGAAACAGAUUCAUUUGUUGUCACUCCACAAGAAACUAUGUUGAAACUUUCAAUAGAAUUGCACAAGUUUUCAGAGAAGACUUUCAUGUUGAGAAUGUUAACUUUCUUCCAAUUUAUGAUUCCAACUCAACUGGUGAGUUUUCAAUCCAAAUGAAAAAGAUUGAUGGAUCCAAAGCUGAGAAAACUCUUGGAUUGAAAUAUACUCCAUUCGAAAGGACGAUUAGAGACAUGUGUCAAUCAUUUGCUGAAUUGAAAUUUGUAAACUCAAGACCUUCAAGAGAAGAUGAAAAAACCUCCCAAAGAGAAAGAUAUACAGUCAUGACGGAUACACUCUUUCCUUAG